Messenger RNA from Ornithorhynchus anatinus (platypus), 957 nucleotides. RefSeq names its product vomeronasal 1 receptor ornAnaV1R3043. Gene Ontology annotation, molecular function: pheromone receptor activity. Gene Ontology annotation, biological process: G protein-coupled receptor signaling pathway. The coding region runs from base 1 to 957 and encodes 318 amino acids. The transcript has a single exon. The record is from RefSeq and is marked inferred. Lineage: Eukaryota; Metazoa; Chordata; Mammalia; Monotremata; Ornithorhynchidae. Gene Ontology annotation, cellular component: membrane.
AUGCUCUGGAGUGACCUGAUCUUCACAAUUUGUUUCUUCCUUCAGAUUGUAAUUGGGCUCCUAGCCAAUUCCACUUUGCUCAUAGUAUAUGUCAGCAGCCUUGUUGCUCAGCCCCGUUGGAGGAAGCCCAGAGACCUGAUCCUUAUGCACCUGACUAUGGCCAACAUAGUCAUAUUCCUUACCCAGUGUGUCCCAGGAAUAGUAAUGGCCUUUGGUUGGAAGCCGCUUGGAGGUACCAUUGGAUGCCAGAUCACCUUGCUCAUCCGGAGAGUAGCCAGAGCUCUGUCUAUCUGUACCACCUGUGUGCUGGGUGUAUUCCAAGCCAUCACAAUCAGUCCCAGCAAUUCCUGGUGGAAACAACUCAAACCCAGAAUACCCAACUACAUCCUUCCAUCUUUUGUCUUCUUCUGGAUCCUCAACAUAUUGGUGGAAGUGAACAUUAAUUUCAAUAUAAUAGCUAGCAAAAAUAUCACUAUCCAAGUCAGAGUCCACAGUCUGAAAUCUUGUUUAAAUACACUCCCAGAAACGUAUGUAAGCAUCAUUCAAUUUAUAACAGUCAUAACAUUGCGAGAUAUCUUCUUUGUAUUCCUCAUGAGUUGGGCUAGUGGCUACAUGGUGAUUGUGCUACACCAACACCGCAAACGAGUUAAGCACAUUCACCAUGCCAGACUCUCUCCUAAAUCCUCCCCAGAGUGCAGAGCCACCCAUACCAUCCUAUUCCUCAUCAUUUCCUUUGUUUGCUUUUACUGCAUCAACAGUGGCAUUACUCUGACUGUCAGUUUGUUAGGGGAGGAUGCGGGGAUUCUCUUUGACCUUAACAUGUUUCUAGGUUCUUGUUUUUCCUUCUUCUGCCCUUUGGUGCUGAUCUCUAAUGAUCCUCGUGUCCCUUGGCCUCAGUGGGCCCUCAAGAAGUUGAGAAAUGUUGCGACUCUCCUAGAUCUCAGGAAUGAACAAUAG